Prunus persica (peach) is the source of this 967-nucleotide messenger RNA. RefSeq names its product nudix hydrolase 15, mitochondrial. Gene Ontology annotation, molecular function: coenzyme A diphosphatase activity; acetyl-CoA hydrolase activity. Gene Ontology annotation, biological process: coenzyme A catabolic process. Lineage: Eukaryota; Viridiplantae; Streptophyta; Magnoliopsida; Rosales; Rosaceae. The record is from RefSeq and is a predicted model, not a curated record. The transcript is spliced from 4 exons. Bases 87 to 914 code for a protein of 275 amino acids.
AAAAUUCCAAUCCAAGUGGAGACAUGGAAUUUUAAUCCCUUUAGAUAGACUUUUAAUACAAAUGUUGCCUAUAUAUUGCACAGAACAUGUAUACAGUUGGCAAAAAAAAAUCCAAAAUGGCUUGUACAGAGGAUUGGGGAAGAAGCCAAAUGCUCCGAAGGCUUGCCAAGCAGCUUCAGUUUUACAAACCACCCUCAGUGCUGGACGAAUUGGAGGACGAUAACGACGACGGUAUAGGCUUAAGCUCUGGCAUCAGCUGCAACUCUUUAGCAGUCAGAAAUGUAAAGUGUUCUUGUGCCAACAAUUUGAGGGAGAGAAGAGCAGCUGUCCUGAUAUGCCUCUUUGAGGGUCCUGAGGGUGAGCUGAGAGUUAUUCUUACUAGGAGAUCCAUGAAGUUGGCAUCACACCCAGGAGAUGUGGCGUUGCCGGGUGGCAAAAUGGAGGAGGAAGAUGCAGAUGAAUCUGCAACAGCACUGAGGGAAGCCAUGGAAGAGAUUGGCCUAAAUUCAGGCCUAGUUCAAGUUGUUGCAAAACUAGAGUGCUUUAUGUCCCAGCAUUUAGUCACGGUUGUCCCGGUGAUAGGACUUGUAGCUGAAAUAGAAGAUUUCAAGCCUGUACUUAAUCCCGACGAAGUUGAUGCUAUUUUUGAUGUUCCAUUGGAGAUGUUUCUUAAGGAAGACAAUCACAGAUUUGAGGAGAGAGAAUGGAUGGGUUGGAAGUACAUCCUCCAUCUUUUCGAUUUCGAAUCAGAGCAAGGACAGUUUCUAAUUUGGGGAUUAACUGCAAGCAUUUUAAUUCGAGCGGCCUCUGUUAUCUACCAGCAACCUCCAUUCUUCCAAGGACAUCUCCCUGACUUCCAAAAACUGCAAAAAGCCUUGCACAAUGUGCAUAAUGUUAAUUCAAAUGUUCCAUGAGAAUGCUACUAAUUUGAAGAAAUAAAAAAACAAUAUAGAUUCAACUUCCAUCC